GCGGUUCGUCCUGCCUCGGGCACCUCCGCCCGCAAGGGAGCCGCGGCUGGUCCCCGGGGAGCUCGGCCGGGAGGGUCAGCUAAAAUAGCUGCUGAGGAGAGGCACCGGAGGAACUACAGGGAUAAGAUGGAGCAGAAAUGAGGAGUAAAAAUAAAGAGUUGGGAGCAGGAGUAUCUAUCUACUUGUGUUGUUGGGGCGACGCUUGAAAGCCCAGAUGAAGAAGAGGAGGGAGGUGAAAAUGAUUCACUUUUUGAGGAACCCAUGGCCUCAAAGGUGCACUAUGAAAUAGUGGGGACUCUUUCUAAACCAGAGAGUACUCAUCCACAUUUUGCAAAGGAAAUAUAUGUAGCCUCUCCUCAAAAUGGACUCUUGAGCCACUUGCUUGAGUGUGAAAUUGUUUUAUAUAACAUCACUGAGGAUGCAAAACAAAUUGAGGAAGCAAUGUGGGCUGCUUCUGCUCUACAUAAGGAAAUAGAGACUUUUACAAAAAGGAAGUUAUUCAUCCUCAUUUCAACAAUAAUGACCUGGGGAAAAAGCAAACCCGCUGACCCUGAAAAUCUUGAGAUUCCUCUUAAUGAUGAAGAUUUUCGCAGAAGAAAAUCUCAUCCUAGCUUUACAGAUUACAUAAAUGCUGAAAAACAAAUUGCAAGACUUGGGAAAACUAACAAAAAAAAGUUUUUAACUUACAUUGUUGCCUCAGGACAUCCGUAUGGAGCUGAGGAAGGACUCUUUCACUACUUUUUUAAGAUGUCUUGGCUUUGUGAGACUCCUGCAAUACCUGUUUUUGGAGAUGGAAACAAUAUUAUUCCAACCAUUCAUAUUCGUGAUUUAGCAGGAGUGUUGCAAAACGUAGCAGAGCACAAGACAGAUAUUCACUAUGUACUUGCAGUAGAUACAUCGAUGCACACACUGGAAGAAUUAGUGAAGUGUAUCAGUAAAAAUAUUGGACCAGGAAAAAUUGAGAAGAUUCCUAAAGAAAAUGCAUUCCUGAGCAAAGAGCUAACACAAAUGCAAUUGGAUAUGUUGUUUGUGGACCUGCGAAUGGAACCUUUCUAUGUGAAAGAGAAUUUCAACAUGAAAUGGGUUGCUGAGGCAGGACUGAUAGAGAACAUUGCACAAGUCAUCAUGGAAUACAAGCAAACUCGAGGAUUAAUGCCUCUCAAAGUUUACAUUCAUGGUCCUCCUGGGUCUGGCAAAUCUACAAUUGCUAAGGAGCUCUGCAAACACUACAAGCUACAUUAUGUUUCGCUAAAUGAUGUGGUUUCUGAAAAAAUUGCAUAUCUGGAGCAAAUUGUGGCUAAAGAAGCUGACAAGGUGGAAGGAAAAACAGAAGAAGGCGAAGGAGAAGGAGAUGAAGAUAAUGAACAGGAGGAGGAUGAAAAUAUAGAAGAAGCAAAGGAAUUCUUAGAUGCAAUAAAAGAAAACAUGGAGCAGAAUAAAGGCCGUCUAGAUGAUGAAUAUCUUGUUAAAAUUAUGAAGGAGAAGCUCAUGUCUAUGCCUUGUAGGAAUCAGGGAUAUGUUUUAGAUGGGUUCCCAGACACCUAUGAACAGGCAGUUGAUCUUUUUAAAGUAAAAGAUGAUGAAGAAGAAGAAGAAGAAGAAGAGGAAGAAGCAAGAGGCAAAAUGCCUAAAUUUAAUCAAAUAAUCAUACCUGAAUUUAUUUUUUCUUUGACUGCACCUGAUGAAUUCCUUAAAGACAGAAUAAUAAAUCUUCCAGAGAGCAAAGUUGCUGGAACUCGUUAUACUGAGGGCCAGUUCCUGCAAAAUCUGAGACGCUUCCGCAAAUUAAAUACCGAUGAUAUCACGGUUCUCAACUAUUUUGAUGAACUUGAAAUACAUCCUCAGUUUAUUGAUAUAGCUGUAUAUGAAGAUUCUGAGAACAGUCUUACUGUACCAAAGAUCAUCAAAGAAAUUGGAGAACCUCGGAAUUAUGGUUUGACAGAUGAAGAAAAGGAGGCUUUGGAACGCCAAGCAGCUGAGGAACGCCUUGUCAAAGAAGCUCAAGAAAAAGCUGAACAAGAGCAUCAAGAAGCUAAGGAAAGGGAAGAAAGAAUGGCAAGAUGGGAAGAGUGGAAUAAACAGCAAGAGGAAGUGAAAAAACAAGAACAAGAGUUAUUGGAGGCCCAGUCUCUUCCACUACGACACUACUUAAUGAAGAAUGUCAUGCCAACACUUAUGCGAGGGAUAAAUGAGUCUUGCAGGAUCAGGCCAGAUGAUCCAGUCGAUUUUCUGGCAGAAUAUAUUUUCAAGAACAGUCCUGACAUCGACUGGAAUAAAAAGUGUUAAAUCCUAGAAGCAAUAGGAAUUGUGAAACAAAAACAGAGAAAAUUCCUAAUACAUUUUACUUAAAAAUACUUAGUUUCUGAUGUUAUUUUUGUUAAGGGUUACUAUGCAAUCUUCAUUUUUAUUUCUCAAACUUUAUUACUAUUUUGUACUGGGUAUUUAAUACUCAUCUCCAUCAUCUCCAUUUAUUGCAUGUAUCGAGUGAUACAUUUACACAUCAGUAUGUUAUUUUCCUAAUCCCAUACAGUCUUCUUGUACUACACUGAAGACUGACUGGUAAACAGUUUCCCAGCACAGGUAUGUCAUAAAGCCUAUUUUACUUUGGUGUUAAACACAUGGCUGUAGAACUCAUUUAAUAAUCUUCAGCAUUCAACACUAGAUACAUAUUUUUUCGAGAUUCUUGAAGAAUCUAGACUUUUCAGCACAUGACUUCAUCCAGCUGUCAAUGGAACUGUAUCUAUACUGACUGAGCUGAAACUGAUUGCACACUUGGUGUACGACUUGGUGGAAAAUACAGGAUUUUCUCAAAAUAGAAGGCAAAGACCCUUUGUACAAAAGAAGGGGGGGGGGGGAAAGUGGAAGAACUGAAAGAACAGUGAUAUAGAAACAUUUUACAGCUAUUUUGUCUGUAACUGAGUACCAGAAUUUUGGAUGUGUUCAUGCCCAAUGUUUUCAUUCAGGUAGUGUUUAUUUUAUAUCUUAUUUAAUGUGUUUUCAAAGUCACACAAAUAAGUCAGGAAUAGAGUUCAGAACCACUAUCUCCAACUCUAAAGAAACACAUGGUUUUGUGAUCUAUACGUCCUAUAUGCGGUCAGCCCAAGUUACUAUUUAUACUGCGAGGCAGUUGAAGGUGAAAUAAUUGGUAGCUUUAGACAAUUUUCUAGUUUCAAAGCGCUAUUUUUCAGAAAAAAGAUGAAACCUGGACACUUGAAAAGAGAGGGCAAACCAGGUUUUCUCUAC
Molecule: messenger RNA, 3243 nt
Organism: Catharus ustulatus (Swainson's thrush)
Lineage: Eukaryota; Metazoa; Chordata; Aves; Passeriformes; Turdidae
Gene: AK7
Product: adenylate kinase 7
Exons: 18
Coding region: 262-2286 (674 amino acids)
Biological process (GO): nucleobase-containing compound metabolic process
Cellular component (GO): cytoplasm
Molecular function (GO): AMP kinase activity; ATP binding
Source: RefSeq, a predicted model, not a curated record